Orbicella faveolata is the source of this 1390-nucleotide messenger RNA. Its product is annotated as glycogen-binding subunit 76A-like. Gene Ontology annotation, biological process: regulation of glycogen biosynthetic process. NCBI's taxonomy places the organism in Eukaryota, Metazoa, Cnidaria, Anthozoa, Scleractinia, Merulinidae. Gene Ontology annotation, cellular component: protein phosphatase type 1 complex. The record is from RefSeq and is a predicted model, not a curated record. Gene Ontology annotation, molecular function: glycogen binding; protein phosphatase 1 binding.
GGAGGAAGAAUGUAAAUAUGCUAGCGUACAGGAGCGGCAGUCAAAAGCCGCCAUGACAUAAUGUAACGAUCAACGGGUUGUUCACGCUUAAACUAGUCCUGGAUUCCAAUAAUAACGUUUGCUUUCCUUGUUUGGGGGGAAAUGUAUCAGUGAAGGUAAUGAAAGAACAACAGGAGAAUACGGCGAACUCGCCGCUACACUCGCCAACGAGUUUGGAUUCGAAACGGCGAGUUCACUUUGCAGACUUUGACGGCCAGGAUUUGGUGUCAGUGAAAAUGAUCACGCCGGCAAACAGCGAGGAGGACCUAUCGCUUGAUAAAAAGUUGGAUAUUUUAAGCCAUAUUUCAACGCCGAUUCACCUAAAACGAAUGAGUUGUUGCUUCACCCAACCUGCGUCCGAAGAAAAGUUUAUUGAUCGCGUGAUUGAGCGAAAGGUGUGUCUGGAGAACGUUGUUUUCUGUGGCUUUGCGAUGGUUGGGACUGUAAAAGUAAAAAACAUUGCCUUCGCUAAAGAAGUAACAGCGAGAUAUACGGUGGACGGAUGGCACAGCUAUCGUGAUGUGUGGGCAGACUAUGUGCCGAAGUCAUCGGAUGGUCAAACCGACAGAUUUCAGUUCAGAAUUUCGAUUCCUCAAGACUUGGAUGUUGGGGGAAAGCUUGAGUUCGCCAUUCGAUAUUGUACGGCAGGAAAAGAAUACUGGGACAACAAUUUUAAGCGAAAUUAUUGUGCGGAAUGUUUUCUUCACACCAUCGUCGAUAAAUAAUUUGCCUGACCUUGCUGUGCAUAUAUUAACUGAGUAGUCCACGUCGAGUUCUCCUUGUUGUCAUUUUGAGCAACAAACCGUUCAGAGCUAUAGGAAGGAUUUUGUGUUUGCAAGCAAAGUAGCUAGAGUCUACAACUCCAAAUAUUAUUUGUGCAAAGAGUUGUCAGGUACAUAUCUACCAUAAUUUCAGGUCAACAUAAUUCACCUCUGAAAUUAGUCUGUUACCAAGAAUACACUUGUUGUAUUUCCGUAUUCGUUGUCUCAAGACGUUUCUGAAGAGAGAGGGAAAUUGGCUGUUUCUCUCCGCAAAGUAUAUAAAGGACGAUAUUUCCUUAAAAUAACUACAUUAUUUUACGGUAUUCACGAACUUUUGAGUUAGUGUUUAAUUUAUGCUAAAAGCGAACACAAAAUCAUAUUCCCUUAAAGAUAUCAAUCAGUUAUUUAUAUGAAAUGUAAAUUUAUAUGUUAGAGAAUAUUUUUCGAAAUUCGUGGUAUUAAACAUUUAGUUGAAACAAAGAAGAUAAGACAUAUUCUAACAGUGCAAUUCAACGAACUCGGAAAUCGCCUUUGUUGUACAGAUUAGAAAUUUAGAAUUGAAAAUUAAAUAAAUAUGGACAUCACAAUCA